This is a messenger RNA of Haemonchus placei, 138 nucleotides long. The record is from the annotation of a GenBank genome assembly. Lineage: Eukaryota; Metazoa; Nematoda; Chromadorea; Rhabditida; Trichostrongylidae.
AUGUGCUCAGUAGACAGGAGUUCGGCCGUUGCCACCAUGUUGUUGAGACUUGAUUUUCAUAUUCUCAAACGCCUCGUAGUCAACUGGGGGUGUGUCCGGUCGAGAGACCUGAAAAUUGGAAGAAAUUGGAAUCGAUAG